AUGAAGGACGAGCUUAAGUAUCUGACGGGGUUCGGUUGCGAAUUCUCGAGCGAGGACGAACGUUGCCCAGGCGCAUUGCCUGUCGGUCAGAACAGUCCCCAAAAGUGUCCUUACGGUUUGUACGCCGAGCAACUGUCCGGCACAGCGUUCACUGCUCCGCGAAGUCGAAACAAACGUUCAUGGUUCUAUCGAAUCAGACCGUCCGUGGUGCACAAACGAUUCGUACCGUACAACGAUGCUGCUCCUCGUCUUGUCUACUCCUGGGACGCUGGUUUGACGACACCGAAUCAGCUGAGAUGGAAAUCGUUCGACGUGCCGAGCAGACGUGCCACGGAGGUGGAUUUUCUCGACGGUCUGCACACGAUUUGCGGGGCGGGUGACUGCCGUACGCGACAAGGGCUCGCGAUCCACGUAUACCUGUGCAACGCUUCCAUGGGCGACAAGGCGUUCUACAACGCUGACGGUGAUUUUCUGAUAGUGCCGCAGCUGGGCGCGUUACUGAUCACCACGGAGUUCGGCAAGAUCCGUUGCGAACCAAACGAGAUAUGCGUGAUUCAACAAGGUAUGCGAUUCAACGUGACGGUUUACGGGCCGUCCCGCGGAUACAUUCUGGAGGUGUUCGACGAUCACUUUCAGCUUCCGGAACUGGGACCCAUAGGUGCGAACGGCCUGGCGAAUCCGCGGGACUUUCAAACGCCUGUCGCUCGAUACGAGGACCGUGAAACCAAUUACAAAAUCGUGAGUAAAUUCCACGGGAAGCUGUUCAUCGCCGAGCAAUCGCACAGCUCCUUCGACGUGGUCGCCUGGCACGGGAAUUACGUCCCCUUUAAAUACCAUCUGGACCGAUUCAUGGUCGUUAAUUCGGUCUCGUUCGAUCACUGCGAUCCGUCGAUUUUCACGGUUCUAACGUGUCCCUCGAGAAAGCCCGGGACAGCGGCCGCCGAUUUCGUGAUAUUCCCGCCCCGAUGGUCCGUGCAGGAGCAUACUUUCCGUCCGCCAUAUUAUCACCGGAACUGUAUGAGCGAGUUUAUGGGCCUCGUGAACGGACGUUACGAAGCAAAAGAGGAAAGUUUUCAUCCGGGCGGAGCGUCGUUGCAUUCCAUUAUGACGCCUCAUGGACCGGAUACGCGUUGUUUCGAAACCGCCGCCAACAACGAGCUGAGACCCGAGCGUGUCGCCGAUGGGACCCAGGCAUUCAUGUUCGAGACAUGUUACAGUAUGACGGUCACCGAAUGGGCCCUAACGGUCUGCAAUAAACUCGACGACAAUUAUAACGAUUGCUGGCAAGGUCUACGGAAACAUUUCGAUCCGAACGCUAAGCCCGGAACGUCUGAGCAUUGA
Messenger RNA from Dufourea novaeangliae, 1341 nucleotides. RefSeq names its product homogentisate 1,2-dioxygenase (gene hgo). Gene Ontology annotation, biological process: L-phenylalanine catabolic process. The record is from RefSeq and is a predicted model, not a curated record. NCBI's taxonomy places the organism in Eukaryota, Metazoa, Arthropoda, Insecta, Hymenoptera, Halictidae. Gene Ontology annotation, molecular function: homogentisate 1,2-dioxygenase activity. Gene Ontology annotation, cellular component: cytoplasm. The transcript is spliced from 8 exons. The coding region runs from base 1 to 1341 and encodes 446 amino acids.